Molecule: messenger RNA, 11237 nt
Organism: Anopheles stephensi (Asian malaria mosquito)
Lineage: Eukaryota; Metazoa; Arthropoda; Insecta; Diptera; Culicidae
Exons: 16
Coding region: 1142-6376 (1744 amino acids)
Biological process (GO): G protein-coupled receptor signaling pathway
Cellular component (GO): membrane
Molecular function (GO): G protein-coupled receptor activity
Source: RefSeq, a predicted model, not a curated record
AUCUCGGCACGCUAGGACGUGAUCGCGACCGGCAGUGUUCUUUUCCGUGACCCUUUCACCAGUAAAGUGCAAACUAAAGUAUAACAAGUACAAAGUGAAACCUUUUCAAAUAACAACCUUAAAAAAGUCCCUCAAAACAAUAGACCUCCAACAUCGAUCCAACGUACAUUAUUUCCCCCUUCCUCGUCUUGAAUGUGGUAAACGAGUGCUGUACGAAGUAAUAAAAGCAUCUAACAACGAAGCGCAACAUACCGCACGGCUCGUGCAAUGGUGGUUUGCUGAUGGUUAAUCAAACAAGUGACAUGCAAAAGCUGUUAACGUCGCCGUAACGCUGCUACCGCCAGCUGCCAGUGUUUAUCGACCCCUGUCGCUUCAUCCGGAUGCGUAAUGUACUUGUUCCCUAGUUGCCCUGGGUCAUUUUCCGUGAAUCCAUUCAGCCGGUGUGCAGUGCUGCGCUAACAUCCUUCAACGACACGUUCCCCAGAGGCAUCCCAACUGCCGGCAAACGAUACCACCACAAACAAACGUGCUUAGCAGGCGACAGUCAACAGCUGUCAAACUUUGUUUACGUUUAUCGAUCACAGGUCCGUGUCGCUUAGUGUCACAUAGAAAAGAGUACAAAUCGUGGCAAUCAAAAGGUAAAAUCCGCAUGGAUUUAUUGAUUCCGACCGAACACCGAAUACUUUAAGCAACGCAUAAUGGAGAUCCGGUGCGGCAUCGGUUCUUAACGUCCAUCUUCGGUAGCCGGUAAACAGCUCCGCAGAAGAUGCAGCCAGCGGUGGUGCCUUCGGGGUGAUAAAACAAUUUACAGAAUCAACAGCAAAUCACUCCCGGUGGGCUCGUUUGCAUAUACAUACAUUGAAGCGCGCUCCAUUCCUCCCCUCGCAAGUUCCCAGCAGCUAUGUGUCCGCGCAAUGGGUUGUGAACAUUAUGCUAAAGGUGCGGUACAAGCUGCUUGAAACAACACACCCCGUGUCUGGUUAAUUCUCCGCGCACAGCUUCAUUACGCGUGUCCUCGCUCUCGGGUAGGGUACUUUCGAUACUUACUUGUCCAGCCGGUACGGCCUGUCCGAUGCGAUCGAUGUCGAUGCGCAGGGCCGGUGGAUAGGAAGGAAAAGCAUCGCUGGUGAAGCUUUUAACCAUGUUACGUCAGUACCAUUUCGUGCUCGUGUCCCUGGCGUGCUUCGCGGCUAAUUGCUGCAGCUCCAGCUCGGAGUACUUAAUCAUUCGGCAUGGCCGGUCGCGGGUACGUCACUCGAGCGAGAAGGACCACAUCCGGUGGGGCCUCCAAGUGUUCGACAACUUUACGCUGCUCGACUACGAUGCCGGUGGGAGUGGGUCGGGCGGUGGUUCGGGCAGCGGUAGCGAGGAAACACAGCCCGCACCGGCCAAGGAACCUUCAUCGGUGAACGGUGGCGCUGCCAGUACCCUCACGAUACGAUUUGAUGAGUCGGAAGAGCUGGAGCGCAUGAUUGAGCUAAGCGAUUUCGAUAACUUGCGCUUCAGCGCUACGGGCGUCCGUACCGGUGGACCGAUCGAGCCGGAAUCGAUCGCACCGCUACCAACGGUCCCGACCGGCCGGGACCGGAAGCUUAUCAAGAAGGAGAUAAUGGAAAACAUUCGCCGCACGGUCGACAAGGGGCUGGAGUACCUGAAAUCGCACAACAACCUGGACGAGGUGAAAAUCGAACUCGUACCGUUCCGUGGCACGGCGGACAAGCGUCACCAAUCGACGACCACGCCGGACGGUGGGAAACAGUCGUCCGACACGACGAUUGACAGCCGUGCAAGCAAUCGCGCGGAAGAGCAAUCGUACUGGGCGACGAGCAGCCCGACGGCCACCGUGUCCGGUCGCGGCAAAGCGUCGUUACCAUGGAUAGAUGGAAUUGCUAAAAGCGUCCGCGUACAGCGCCCGAACGCUCAAGUGUCCGCAUCCAAUCAACGACUAAUCUCGUUAGACGCGAUUCCACGAACGGCAAACCCACCGCUAACAGGCACACCAACCGCACCGCACGACCGGUCCAGACAGAUCGACCGGCGAGUCGAGAGUAGUUUCAUGGGCGAGCUGAACGCGAACGGUUCACCGAACGGGUGGAGCCCGGGGUCAAGGGUUGUGCCGAAUGGAGAGGAUUAUCCUAAUGACAUGCCGGCGGCCGUUGACAUGGGUAACCACGGUCGGACGGAGGAGCCGGAAGCGGAAGAGAAGGAGCAGGAGCGUGCGCCGGAGGACGUGGACGAAGAAGCUGACACGAACGAACAUCCGCCCAACAUCGAUGCGCCGCAGGACGAUGAUCCGCUGCUGCAGGACGCCGAAAUGGAGGACCCAAUCGAGGAGGAGGAGGAACCGUUCGAGGUGGACGGGUCGGACGUGGACAUUAACAACGUUUUCCACAUGGAGGAGAGCGAUCUAAGCGAGCUGGACGAAACGAGCCGCAACAAUCGGCGCAACCUGAUGAAGGGCCGGGACGUGGUGACGCAGUUUCUCCAGAUCGUCGAGAGCCAGCAUCUGCUCGGGGCGAACUGUACCGCCGGGACGGCGCUCAAUCUCGGCGAGGGCGUCGUCGACCGGUACGCGCAGGAUCGGUUUCGCGUCGAGGCGGAAAUUGCCGUCAACCGGGCGAACAUGCUGACCAGAAUAUUCAAGUUCUCGUCCGCGGACGUACAGGCGUCCGAGCACCUGUUGCACGCGUCCGUCCUGUCGAUGGUCGAGUUUGAUGAUGAUAUUUUUGCCGGCGGAAACUGUUUCGACUGGAACCAGCAUCCGGCCAAGCGCGGUCUGUUCUGCCCGUUCGCGUACCGUCUGCCGCCCCCGGAUCAGGGCGCCUCGCUCGUCAAGGAUCUAGCGCUCGAGUAUCAUUACUUGGGUAACACAUCGGAAUGGUUUUUCCUCGCAAGGAAAAACGCCGAGAAGGUCAUCGCGCGCAACGAACAGUAUAUUAAAUCUUUUCACGUGUACACCAACAACACCGAGCGACAGGCGGACGAAAUUCUAUCGGUAAAGUACGAGGAUGGCCGGUGGUCGAAACCGUACUACGACUGCGGAGGUGGCAAUAUCUGGAUGCUUACGUACACCGUACCCUUCUUUGGGUACGAGAAUGGGACGUACUUUUUCAAAGGUACAUCUGGCAUCGAUAUCGAUUUAAGGCGCGUCGACAUUGAUCAGUGUCCGCAGAAGAACUCCCCAUCUGGGGCACCCCAGCCGCUGAACAUUUUCGCCGGCACGGACAAAUGCAAGCAGCGAACGACGGAGUGCACACCAAUUCCCGGGCUUGGCUUUCGCCGUGGGUCCUAUCGGUGCAUCUGCCGAAAGGGAUACUAUUUCCCCGAUACGACGAUCGAGCAGAAGUACUUCAACGGUAGCACGCUGGAAGAAGAGUAUGAAAAACUUAUGCUGAACGAGUACAGCACCUACAGCAUCGCGAACUCGUACGAAUGUUUACCGUGCGCCGAAGGGUGUGACUCCUGCGAGGAUGCAUCGCCGUGCGUGGCCGCCCUGAACUGGCCGAUGCGUACGUCCAUCCUGGUGCUGGCCUGUGCCGUCAUCGGGCUGCUACCACCGGCGGCCGUGUUUACCUUCAAGUAUCAGCAAGUGAAGGUUGUACGGGCAGCAAGUCCAGCGCUGCUGCGUGUAAUUGCAUUGGGCGCAUUUUGCAUUUAUUGUACGUCGGUUGUCAUGUAUCCGCCACCAUCGCUCUACUCCUGCACCGCCCGCAUUUGGUUGCGGGAAAUUGGCUUUUCCCUGACGUACGGAGCAUUGAUGCUGAAAACCUGGCGGAUAUCGGUAAUUUUUCGCGUCCGUUCGGCGAAAGCGGUCAAAAUUACCGAUGCGUACCUGCUGAAGCGUUUGGGCGUGCUGUGCGGUUUCGUCGGCAUAGCGCUCCUCGUCCGGACGUUGGUCGCACCGCCGGUAGUGAUCGUUGGCCGAACCGCGGACAACCUGAAGGCGUUCCUGUGCAAAACGGACUGGUGGGAUCAUACCUUCACCUCGAUGGAGGUUCUGUUUCUGGCCUGGGGCGUACGGCUCUGCAUCAUGGUACGGAAGGCACCGUCCGAGUUUAACGAAAGCCGCUUCAUAUCGAUGGCGAUCUACAACGAAUUUCUACUGACCUGCUUCCUGAAUGUGUCAAUGUUGUUCCUGCAGUCACCGGCUAAUCCCGAUUUAUUGUACAUCAUAUUUUUCUGUCACACGCAGCUCACGGUCACGCUGCUGUUGGCUUUGAUUUUUGGCAGCAAGGUGUACCUGGUGUUCCGGGGCGGUGGCAAACAUCAGGACGAUCCGACCGGGCUCGGCAUCAAACCGUCCGGGGCCAAAUUUAUUAGCCGCUCGCACGGACGAACAUUCGCCAACGCUAGCAGCGUCACGACGUCUACCGCCCAGCUCGGGGCCAACAUGGCCAAUGAAGGCCGUCUCACGGAAACGGAAGCACUGGAGGAGCUGAAACUACUCUACACCCAGCUCCAGCGUCUGUACGAGCGCAUCCCCCAACGUGGGGCCGCAAUCCUAACCGUCGCAAGUCUGAUGGAGGCUUGUCGUACCACCUCGCUUCGACCACCACCGGCCAUCGGAGCACCAAGUCCCCUGAAAGCCAUCCAAAGCGCCAGUAUGGCGGGUGCAUCCGAUGGCUUGGCGAGUUCAACGGGAGUUUCGGCCACAACUCCAACCACCAUCGUACGGUUGGACAAAAGCACCAACACCAACACGACGGCAACGAUCCCGAACGGGUCGGUGACGAUCGGGCCCGGAAAUGGGUCGAUCGGUUCGAUACCUCCGCAGACACGCAUCACCAUCACGGACGAGGCGGAGACCGUGCAGGAAGUGGAACGAGAGCGCCACAAGUUGGAGGCCCGUUCGAUCGACGGCAGUCACUUCCGGCUGGACCACCAGCAGCUUCAGUGCAUGUGCAGCGGUUCGGGCGACGAGGAACCGUACACCGGCCGGGAUGGGUUGUCGCGCUCGAUGGAGCUGGACGGGGUGGUUGGGCGGAAUAAUAAUUGCUGCUGCAGUUGCAGCUGCUGCUCCUCGACCCGAACCAAUCGACAGCAGCAGCAGCAGCAGCAGCAACAUCGGCGUAAUGAUAGUGUGAUAAAUAAUUCCACCAGUGCCGUGCAGCUGACUAGUGCAGGCGGUGCGGUUAAUUGUAAUUGUAAGAUAAGUGGAGUGAACGACAAAUCCGGUUCCGGUUCCGUGAGUACCGUUACCGGUCGCCGGAAACCGGACGCGGACGGUGUGUUGGUGGUGGGUGGUGGGUCGGUACCGUUGCACAAAGCCAAACAGCACACCUCCGAGCUGGUGCUGAACUGUCAGUUUGCUGUCGGUGGGGCUGAGGGUGGUACGGCUGGUAGUGGCGUUGGUGGUGGUGGGUUAGAGUAUGUAGCACCAAACAGCGCCAACAGCACGGUCGGUGAACACCGGAAGCAGCAACAGAACUCACAGCAUCAUCAUCAUCCACCAUCCUCGCAUCCUCCUCAUCAUCAGCGUGCCUCUAGCACCAGCGAGUGUGGUGAGUUCAGUACAAAAGCUUUCGAAUCUUGUGAUAAUCUGCUACAUCAGCGCCACCCCCACUACCAGCAACAGCCGCACUCACAGCACCAGCAGCGACACAAGCAAACGUUCAGUGCCGGUGAUAGUGUAGAUAAUCAUGCCACACAAACGGUACCGUUGGAACGCUCGACGGGCGGCAGUGGGGUGGCCGGAACACUGGCCCAGCUGACACCCGCCACCGACGAGGCCACAAUUCGGUUGGUGAAUUUAGAAAAGUUUAACAAAUUGUACGCCAACAACAGCAGUAGGAUAGAUAGCUUGAAGGAGCACUUUCUGAUGCGGAACGCACUCACGACCGCGUUGCAAAAUCUCGAAAUUGAAAAUCGGUCACGAAGUGCGGUGAAUCAUGGGCGCAUCCGACCUCCGCGGCAGGCUAGCGACGACGACAGCGCCAACGUGGGUCCUGAAAGUUCGGGCGGCACAACCGAACCGCGGAACGCUCCCGCAGGUAAAGGGAGACGAACGGAACCGGUCCAGGGUGACGGAGCCCGUCGUCGGUCGGGAGUAAUCCGGAAGCGGAUGAAGCAAUCAAUAGUAAAUGCAAUAGUAGCAGUAGCAACAGUAGUAGUAGUAGCAACAGUAGCUGUAAUAGUAGUCGAAGCAGUGUUAGUAAUAAGCGCGUCAACAACAAGGACGGCAGCAACAGAAGCAGUCGAAACAGUAACAGUACGAACAACAGUGCCAAUACGCCGGAAACGUCGGCCACAGGUGAGGGUGGCGGUGAAGAGGCCGGUAGCGGAGCGAGCGGGAGUGCUGAGGUGGGUAGUUCUAGCGGUGGUGGUGGUGGUGGAAAGAAGAAGAAAUCGCCCGAGAAGCGUCUCGUCAUCGAUUUGAACGAUCGUUCCAAGUACACCGAGGAGGUGUCGGUAUGAGUUUGGUAGCAAUUGAUCGGCAGGAAAAAUGUAAAUGUUGCAACACAUACCGUCUAUCUCGACGGUCUGAAGAAUCUAUUUCGUUGAAAGAGAUGACCACACACCGAAGGUAAAAAAAGCACUCAAAGAAGACGAAAAGACACAAUAUGAAGCCGAACAAAACAAAACAGGAUCGAAAACAGCACAAUCAAACCACUUUUAGUAUGAAUCGAUCGAUAGAGAAUCGUACCGCUAGGAAGCAACACCACCAUAUGGACAGCUCUUUUGUUCUUUAUUUUCCGUGCCUUUGUUUUGCUCACGUGACACCGGAAGCAGCAGAUAUCGACCGUGCUAUUUGCACCACGGAUUUUUGUUUUUUUUCUCAAUCGCCAUUUCCUUCGUGAGUGGAUAUUGGAGUGGAGUGUAGUAUCAGUUGCGAUUAAAGUCGCAAACUGUCGGCUAAGCUGUCACAGUUUGUCUACGCUUGGUUUUUAACAUCCCUGUUUCUGUUUUAUCUCCCUUGUACGUCACAUUCAAUGUGGUACGAUUAUUGAGCGGUUUUCGAUAUCUGUUGCCGGACACGAGAUAAAGGAAAAUUAUCAGAAAAACUGUGACCUAAUCUUUUAUUUGCUUGGGUUUUUUUCCUUUCUACUUGACUUUUUUGUGUGAUACUUAUUUGAUUGAUUUUUUGUAUCACUUCUUAUACUCAAUGGAGACGCUUGGUGCUUUUCGUCUAACGAUGGAGGCGCAUGGUACUUUUCAUCUCGAUUCGUUUUCGUUACUUAAUCAUUUAUUUUUACUCAUAUCGCUGACAGCUUAUCUUUGCCCGUAUCAUUGUUUAUGUUUGGUUAAGUCUUAUACGAUCCAAUUUCCGAAUGAUUCAUGAUCAUCGUGCAGAUAUUAUCAACGAAUUAAAGCUUCCUGCUGCACCCCAAUUACUGAGCUCCGGUUCGAACAGUCGUAAUGUUUCCCUCCCCUUUCCUUUAACCUUCACUGCUGGUGCAUAAUUAAAACAAACAAUGCACCAUUGUGUCAUAUUUCUCACGCAUUCACGUUCCAUUUCAUCGACAACAGGCUUAUCAGUGGUAAUCAUUCCGUAUCACCGCUUGGUCCCGGUCGUAAAAUCAAUUUAUGAACGGUACAGUGAAGCGCAACACGUACCGAAAGAUACUUUUUCACUCGAUUUUAUCACCUUCCCACAUCGAUGGGGUGGGAGGGGCGAAAAGCUGUUUCGCCCGAUUGGCUUACAAUUGUUUCGACAUUUGUUUUCUGCCACACUCGCCCAUACCCGCUUCACUCGACUCCGAAAAUGUAUUACAUUAGUUCCAAUUUCCUUUACGUGCGCACUCUCUGCUCAUAAACGAGCUUUCCCCCGGGUGUAAGGACGGGAAUGCCUGAGAUAUGACACCCUUGUUGUCAGUUCGAAAUGUCACCCCGGGAGGGUAAGAGGGAAGCGUACGAGUCGUAUGACGCACUCCAUUAUUUCGAAUAUUUAUGAAAUCAAAGAAUCUUCAUUCCGGUACGCAAGCAAUCGCAUCUUAAUGCUUUCAUACCCUCGAGCAGAAAGCGACGGUAAUAAAAGCAAUGGUUUUAUUGGCUCUUUUGCUUUUAUUGUGUUCUGCUGAUUCAAGUAAGAGAAACAAUGUAAUAUAAGAAGCGCCUUAUACGGGAGCGAAUGUUUUCGAAUCACACAACUGACACUAUUUCGCGUGCAUACUUUCACUACCUUUUCUUUUUUUAUCCCAAAAGGGUAGGAACAGUUUUCAUCAAACAAAAUCCCACGACAGCCUGUUUAAAGUGAUGCAAAUACGUGUUGUUUAAUCAAAUUUCAACAUAUCCACAUCAAAUCAACAUAUUUCCCCUUCGUCAUAAUUUGAAUAUUCCACCCAACGCAAAGGUUGACAUGUGCGUUUUGGGUUCGCCUUUCUUUUGCGCUGACCUCCCUAACCCCUCGGGGCGGGAGGCACUAGACUGUAAACAUUCCGCUGUUCUGCUGUUCCCUUCUGUAGCUCCACCAACGCUAACAUUGCAACCGCAAUUUUAUCCCCUAGCGAGAAACGUCCUAAGAAUGUGUUUGAUCUUCGCUUUAUAUGAGCCAAUGCGUUACGAUGUGUACCGUCGACGUUGCUGAUAAAGGCUGUGAUGAUGUUUUUCGGUGGAAAACGGCAGUAUACACGCAAUAAACAGAUCAUCUGCGUUUUCUUCGCUCACCCGGGAGAGUCCUCAGAACGAUAAAAUUGCAAAACAUUCUCCUUACGUCCUCGCCUUACGCUUCCAUCAAUUCCUCCUACUCCAUAGAGACGCCUGAUGCCUGCUGUACGAUAGUGGAGACGUCUGGUACCUCAUGAAAUCCAAUGUUUUGUUAAGAACCAUCCUCAACUAUAACCUUCCCGUUAUAGUAUCGUAUAAAGGAAAAUUUGCCAUAGCAACGGACGCAAACACACACGAAACGUAUUGUUCCUCUAACAAACAUACACCCCCCCAACAACAACACAACAGAAAACGAAGGAUGAAGUACCUGUUGAAAAGAUUAUUCCAUUCCAAGAACAUUACCAAACUGCACACACGAUUUGAUUUCAUCGAAAAAAGGGGGCCACACGAUAUGGUACCAUCAAAUACUCAUCCAUCAAUAUUUUCCACAGAGCAAAAGAGCACAAUCAAGGGAAACCCGAUGUGAUUUACGCACGAAAUACCGUCAUUCACUUACGGCGAUGUUUAUUUUCGAUACUUGUUGACAUCGGUAUUCGUGCGUAACUUUUCUUUUUCGGGAAAACCUAGAGUUUUAUCACAUGCAAGCUGCUCAUUUGCAUAUCGGAUGAAUUAUUGCUUGAUGAUUUGUCAAUACCAAUCCCUGAUGUGUUGGAUUGUAUUUAUAUUGUUUCUGUUUAACGCACAUAAAAAAAAGUAAACGGUUCAGUUGAUAACAAUGAUAACGAUUUAUUUCCGUUCAAUUGAGUUUGUUUCAAUGAGAAUGUAACCUCAAUGAAACAUGAAUGAACUUAGGGAAAAAAUGGAAUUUUUGUUCAUUAUUCAAACUCCUUUUCUCGUGUGAUGUUUAAAAUGAUUUUGUAUGCUGUUCAUAAGGUGAUUCUUUCCCAGCUUUAAGAAAAACCUAAAUAUUUUCCAAACACUCACACAUCGAAACGAACACUUCAAACACAUUCUGCUCAGUUGCAACACAAAGACUGUUUCUUCUUUCAUUCCCUCCAGGGUAAAGCUAAACCUUCAAAUGCUCCACCGAAUCAUAUCUUCGCUCACAACACCUUGUAAGUAACCUAGAACGAUUCGGACAACUUACAUCAAGCUGUGUUGGAAGUUAUCACCUCCCAGCUUCCAUCACAAGCACAAUAGCAUUUAUGAAGCAGCAAAGACAAAUACGUUCUCUAAGAGAGCCCCUUAGGAAACGUUAACGUAGCGUAGCUUGCCGGCGAGAAGAUGGGAGCUGAUAGCGAUUUCAAUUCGUUCAAGCGAGAAAAAGAAGAUUUGAUUCGAGUGGACACAAUUUGAGCUAUAUUGUUCUUCUAACUUGCACCCCGUACGUAUUGAUCGUUAGUUAGCAUUCGAUUACAAAAUUUGCUAUGUUUUUAAACAAACAUAUCUCAAAACUUUACUAGCGUGUAGGGUAGUUUUAUCGCAACCAAAAGGGCCUGUACAAAGGAAAAGGAGGAUCGCUUCUUAUCGUUAUGAAUACUUAUCGAGAUUUAUCCGAGAGCUGAGUGGCAUCUGGUUGCUAUAUUUGUAAGCAAAACGAUCUUUCCGUAUCUGUGGCUGUACAGGCUGUGCAAAAGCUGUGUACAGCAGAGGAGAUGUUGUUAAAUUUUUGGCUCUUUGUUCGUUUAUCCACCGUAACGUAGCGUAGCGAUCGAUCCACCACAAAACCGUUAGAUCAAGCACUAUUUUUAAAUACAAACGCGUUAGUUCGUACUUGACUAGAGAUUUAAACAGUGAAGCGAACGGGGUAACAGGCAGCAGACAAUGGUUCGACAGCAAACAUUGGUUGUGGUAUUUAGACGACUUUCGUUCUGUUAACGUAAAUCCCGAUUCCCGCUGUGAAUUUAUUUGUUAGAGAGCGUAUUACUGUUGCGUUUUGCUUAGAUAAAUUGAAAGCAGGUAUUGUGAAUUGUGUUAGGGCAAGCGGAACCGAUAGAGUAUGAAGCUAUUUUGCCGACUUCAAACCGAUUCAAAUCAAAACCCCGUACGCAGAAGGAGCGUUCGGCCACGGUAGGCUAGAGAUCGGAAAUUCGUUAAAGGUAGACGUAAGCAAAUUCCCUCUUACGUGCGGUGCGAAACUACCCAUUCAUACAGACCCGUACCCCAACGCAACGCCGCAACAUGAAGCAUUGACAGUGAGAUAGUGUGCUAAGGAAAGAGAUUUAUACGUAAUGUUAUACUUCGAACUCUUCGAGCGCAUAACGCUGGAACAGCAGCUAGUUCGUAAGCAAUCAAUACAUCAAUCUGUACAGUUUAAUCCCCUUAUCCACUUGUGCGAACUAGCGAGUGUCGAUGAGUUGGCUCGUGUUUUGUACAGCGCAAAAAGAAAACACUAAAGAAAUAAUUUAAGUACCAGAAUACAGAGAGUAAAAGAUGCUAAUAAGUAUGAUGUAUAUUAUAUCGCAAAAAAAUGUGGGGGGAGGCUUAGAAGCCUACGCCACUAUGUCGCCAUAUGUACUAACCGGCAAGAUGGAACAAAUGAUUAGCGAUUACGAUUAUCUUAACUAGUAUCGUUAAGUGUGAUGGGAGCUAAAGUCCAGCAUUUGUGGUGGGGAAAGUUUCCAUUCCGUUCGCUAGACGAUGUGAAGCUGAAACAUUCAAUAAAAAUCAAAUUUUAUCAGUCUAUAAGAAAA